Messenger RNA from Cajanus cajan (pigeon pea), 1184 nucleotides. Its product is annotated as exopolygalacturonase. NCBI's taxonomy places the organism in Eukaryota, Viridiplantae, Streptophyta, Magnoliopsida, Fabales, Fabaceae. Gene Ontology annotation, molecular function: polygalacturonase activity. The record is from RefSeq and is a predicted model, not a curated record. Gene Ontology annotation, biological process: carbohydrate metabolic process.
CUGAUGUUUCAUGAAAGGAAUUUUUGAAAGCAUGGAGUGAUGCAUGCAAGUGGAAUGGACCUGCAACAGUUUUGAUCCCAAAAGGAACCUUCUUGCUUAGAUCAGUUAUAUUUAACGGUCCAUGCAAGAGUUCGACAACAUUCCAAAUUCAAGGUGAUCUGUUAGCUCCAAUUGAUCCAUCUUUGCUCACUGAUCAAAAAUGGAUAAAUUUUAGAUAUAUCAACCAACUCACUGUGAAUGGAGGUGGCACAUUGAAUGGUCAAGGAACUGCCACUCGUCAAAAAUGCAACAAUGAUCCAAAAUGUCAAAUUCUAUUUACGACUAUGGAUUUUGACUUCAUCACCAACGGUAUUGUUCAAAACGUGCAUUCAGUUGAUAGUAAAGGUGGCCAUUUCAUAGUGUUCGGAAGUGGGAACUUCACCUUCACAGAUGUAACCAUAUCAGCCCCUGCUAACAAUCGUAACACAGAUGGAAUCAAAAUAUCUCACACAAAAGGGGUAAAUAUCACAAAUGUGCACAUUGGCACUGGUGAUGAUUGUGUUGCUAUGAUUGCUGGCACCAAGAACGUUCAUAUUGAAAAAGUCUUUUGUGGUCCUGGUCAUGGAAUUAGUGUAGGAAGCCUUGGUUUGAAUGAUGGAGCAGAAGUUGUGGAAGAUAUAACUGUCAAGAAUUGCACCUUUGAUGGAACUUUUACUGGUGUUCAAAUCAAAACAUGGGCUGCUCCAUUGAAAAAAACUCAAUUCGCCUCAAAUUUCUUCUAUCAAGACAUUAUCAUGAAUAAUGUGCGACGUCCCAUUGUCAUUGACCAAUUUUAUUGUCCAGAAAGAAAUUGCAACCCUAAGGAAAAUUCUCACGUGCAAAUUAGCAAUGUGACAUACAUAAACAUUCAAGGGAAUAGUGCUUCUGAUUUUGCAGUCAAUUUUAACUGUAGUAGAGAUCUCCGAUGUCAAAAAAUAACGGUGGAGGACAUCAAUUUUACAAGUUUUGGUGGUGGAAAGCAAAAACAACUAACAAACUUUUGUUCUCAUGUCAAUGGUGUUUCUCAUGGAAAACAAAUUCCCCCAUCAUGCCUCCCUCAAAAGUGAAACACCUUUUUCAGCAUAACAUAAUGAAAAAAUAAGUUACAAAUUGUUUGUAUCACGUAAGUGGAAAUCUCCUUUUAUUUUUAUUCUAAAGAAGGUUAA